Astyanax mexicanus (Mexican tetra) is the source of this 5237-nucleotide messenger RNA. RefSeq names its product abhydrolase domain containing 8a (gene abhd8a). NCBI's taxonomy places the organism in Eukaryota, Metazoa, Chordata, Actinopteri, Characiformes, Acestrorhamphidae. The transcript is spliced from 5 exons. Gene Ontology annotation, molecular function: catalytic activity. The coding region runs from base 393 to 1793 and encodes 466 amino acids. The record is from RefSeq and is a predicted model, not a curated record.
GCUAUUGGUUACACGUCCUGUCAGUCAGGUCAGAAAGUAGCGGAGAGACCCGCCCCCCUCGCGGCUGCAGAAAACAAGGGCAUUGGGUUGCUGUUGGUUUACCCGCCCGAGCUCUGCUGCUGCUGCUGCUGAGCGGGAUGCAGCUGACCUGUGGAGGAUGCUUGUGGACAACGAGCGCAUCUUAUAGCCCUAUAGGACUGCUACUGAAGACUAAUCCUUAGAUGAAGGAACGAUGCGAGGCGUAUCUUGUCCUGUUUUUGUUUACAUCGGCUAAAAAGCAGUUGAUUGUAUCCAUCCCCUGCAGAAAACCAAGGCGCAGCCUGCAGAGACCCUACUACUACAUCCACCCCUGUGCAGCAUUAUAGCAGCAGCUUCCCAGGUAAACCGACACCAUGUUGACUAGCAUCACCGAGAGUCUCCUCUGCUGUCUGACGGGCAAGACUACCAGUGUGGUCCUACCUGUGGAGUCUUCUGAUUCUGGUCCUGCUGAUGGCUUUGAGUUUGUUGAGGUGAAGCCGGGCCGUGUCCUGAGGGUGCGGCACAUCCUACCUGAGCGCCCGGAUGCCACUGAGCCGAAACCAGAGCAGAGCUCCAUCAUCCACUGCAAGCGCAAGAUAACCGUGUACCGCAAUGGGCAGCUGGUGAUCGAGAACCUGGGCGAUGUCCUGCACUCUGAAAUCCUGCAGUGCCAGAACGGAGAUGUGGAGCAGUGCAGCACCGUGGAGGUAGAGUUAGCUGACUACUCCACUGCCCCAUCUUCUCCCGACCCCAAACCUGCGCCUCCACUUCCAGUCUCAGACCAGCAGAGGCCUGCACCCCCACCCAGGAGACGCAGGCGGAAGCCAAAGCGCACUGUUGCCAUCGAUUCAGAGCGCCACAUCACCAGCUGUAAGGGUACACAUUCGGACGUAGCCCUUUUCUUCAUCCACGGUGUUGGGGGCUCGCUUGACAUCUGGGGUCGCCAGCUGGACUUCUUCUCUAGGCUGGGCUAUGAGGUCGUUGCCCCCGACCUGGCAGGGCACGGAGCCAGCACAGCCCCACAGAUAGCAGCGGCUUAUACCUUCUACGCUCUGGCUGAAGAUCUGCGGGCAAUAUUCAAGAGAUACGCUCGUAAGCGCAAUAUCCUCAUCGGCCACUCGUAUGGGGUAUCGUUCUGCACGUUCCUGGCACACGAGUACCCUGAGCAGGUGCAUAAGGUGGUGAUGAUUAACGGGGGAGGCCCAACGGCACUCGAGCCCAGCCUGUGCUCAAUCUUCCAGCUACCCUCCUGCGUCCUGCACUGCCUGUCCCCCUGCCUUGCCUGGAGCUUUCUCAAGGCUGGCUUUGCCAGGCAGGGCGCUAAAGAGAAGCAGCUGCUGAAGGAGGGAAAUGCCUUUAAUGUGUCUCCGUUUGUGCUGCGAGCCAUGAUGAGUGGUCAGUAUUGGCCAGAGGGAGAUGAGGUGUACCAUGCUGAGCUCACUGUGCCCAUCUUGCUGGUGCACGGCCUCUACGACAAGUUUGUGCCAAUGGACGAGGACCAGCGUAUGGCUGAGAUUCUCCUCUUUGCCUUCCUGAAAGUGAUAGAGGAGGGCAGCCACAUGGUCAUGAUGGAAUGCCCUGAAACGGUAAAUACACUUCUUCAUGAAUUUUUCCUCUGGGAACCAGAUGUCUCCGGAAAGGAUUCAGCCUCCAAACCAACUUCUGACCAAACCGCAGUGACAAAUGCCACAACUGUCGCUCCAGUCGCCACUACACUCAGCACGACUGAAGAAACCACCGGGACGCCCAAAUCCAACAAGCCUCUAAAAAAAUAACCAACUAGGAUUGGUGUUUUUUUUUUGGGGUAAACCAGAAUCUGAAGGCUGUUUGACGACAGGCGGUACCGAGUCGAACGUUCACCCAGGCUUAGCGCUGUUUUUUGGAGGUGAAGUUUGAGCUGAAGGUUCUGAAGGAUGUUGCACCAGGGCGGCUAGGAAGGUAUGUGUGCAGUGAGACUCAACAAUGCCAAUAGUGACCAGAGGAUAAAAGAAAGGAAGGAAAGCUUAAACCCAGUUUAAGACUAGAAAUGACAGUUUAUUAAAUAAAAAAUCGUUGGCUUCACUUCUCUCUGCUACCUUUGGACAUAUAUCUUUCCUUGUUGUGUCGUCGUCUAAACAAAAGAAGUGGAGCUCCGCCCAGUGGGCUCUUUAAAGUGCUUGGGCUCUGACUGGACCAAACUGAAGCAAAUCAAAACAGAAAGGUUCUGAAAUGAUCCGGGCUGGACUUUAGUUCGGAGGAGGCCGGUCUCUAUGCUCGUACAGUGCUUGUGAAUCUAUUGUGUGAUCUAUUGUUCCCGACCCAGACCACGUGAACACGUCAAAGAGGGGGAAACAGAAAAUCCAGUUUCAGUCCACGUCUAAGUGUGUCGUGUUUUUAUACAUGCCCUUCGCUGGAUGAACGCUGUUAUCUGUCCAGAGUAAUAGCAACUUAGUAAUAACAACAAUAAUUCUCUUAUAAGAAAAAAAUGGAUAUUAAUACAGUAGUGCAAUUGUCUUCCUGUGUUAAUGUGCCCACAACAGCCCCCAGAGGACUGGAAUAUAGGGGGGAGGCUGGGGGAUGAGAAGUGGGAUGGAGACGUUCAUCAAAUUCCAUAAAAUUUUAAAAUAACCCACCUUGGUGUCCUCAUAAAGCUUAAAAUAUUCAAAAUAUUGACAUAAACAUAAAUAUAUUUAAAUAUGCAUAUAUAUAUCAUAUAGGUAUAAUAUAUGAAUAGCCAUAUAUAUAUAUCCAACUAUAUAUUUCCCCAUUUAAUGAAUGUUGACCAAAACAAGUAAAAAAACAUCUACAAAGCUGUGCAUGAUAAAGAUGGGGGGAAAAAAACGUGAAAAAAAAAAUCACAUGUGCCCGACAAGCAGAAAAUUGUGUCAGUAGGAGAGCACCCAUGUUUCCUAGCAACCAGGAAUUAGAGGAAAGCAAAGAUGAAUGAGACAUAGCUGGCAGUGGAGCGCCGCUAAAAGAUGCUGUUGCUGUGCCAACGAUGAUAUGAUUUUGGUGCUGUCAUAAAACACACACACACACACAGGAAAUAAGCUAACACACACCACAGUACUGCUAAUGUAGCUCACAGAUACCAAUAUGCCAGUACCAAUCUUCCUCUUGCAGUGCAACCUCAACUGGUAAAACUGUUUGGGUUGCUAAGACUGGACAAUACUUCGAUAUCAAUAUAUAUCGCCAUAGAAAAUAAGAAUAAUGGUGAUAUGAUUUUUAAACUUCAAGUUUCAAUAUCACUCAAAACUAGAGUUGUGUAUUGACAAAAAAACUUGUUGAUGUGAUACAUAUCAUAAGACAGGGAUUAUGGUUCAAUUCUUUGAGAUACAGUGAGAUACUGUAAACAAGGUUAAUUGUUAUCCAAUCAGAACAGUGCGAUCUAAAGACACUGCUGAAAAAAUACAAAACUGCUGUCUUCUGUCAAUCUUUAUAUGAACUAAUAAUUAACAAUCAGUACUGUGAAAAUCGGUACGAUAUAGAAAAAUGCAGUAAUAUUUUCUUACACACCUAUAAUAAUAACUAAGGAGCAGAAUAUCUAAUAUAAAUAUCAUUACACACAGCAAGACUUACUCUAUUGAACCAGUGCAAUAUCUGCAAACCUGUCAUCAACAAUAAGCAAGUAAUCCAGCUUUGUUGACUUAGACCUAGACUGUUGGCUCUAGUGGCCUUAACUACAACGCUACUGGCAAUGUCAGUAUGAUGCAUGAUGACAUACAUCACAGGCAAUGGCUUUACACUGUUCAUAUCAAUACCUGAAUUAUAUUGUAUCAACCAAAAUUAAGAAAUAUAUUGUGAUAUAUUUUUUGGCCAUAUCGUUCAGUCCUACUUAAAGAAAUAAGCUACUGAAAACCCCAACUGGGAUCACUCAGAUGUGAACACAAACUGAUGCAAUUUGGUCAAAAAUAGGCCAUGUUACAGUGCACCACUUCUCAAAGUAAACAAAACCAGACAGGCAGGCAGUCCAAGCAAAGCGAGAAGCAAGGCUACUUCCAGACACAGGUUGCCAUGGGCAACGGACAGGCAAAAAGCCCAUCUGGUCAAAAAGCUGCAGGCCUGGUCUUUGUAACUGGGGCGCUAUUUGAGAUCAUUGCAUUCUAGAGGAACACAAGGCAUCACAGGAUUCUGUCAGCUCGUCUGGGGUUAAUGCAGCAAAUGCAGUGCAAAAUGAUGAGAAAUGAAAGAACAAGAGGCCAGAACAGACAUCAUGUGAUCAUAAUAUGUUUGCAGAUCUGUUCUGGGAAUUCUCUGGACUGGUGGAUUAUUAUUAUUACUACUGGAUAAUGGAUAAUUGCUGGUCUGAAAGUAUUGGUGCAGUACAGUUGUUUUGUUUUUUUAAUGCCAGUAAAUGCAAAACUUUAAAAGAAAUAUACCAUACCACAGUACAGGGUGAGUCAAAAGUCUGAGAAUACCCUUUUAUUUCAGAAAUGAAAGGGAAAAUGACAUAUCUGAAUAACCCAGAAAAUAAUCAUUAAGGUGGCCUAUCUUUAAAGCUAUUUCCGAAACAUGGUCGGCAUCUUAAAAGUUGCCAUAUUUCAUUUCUGAAAUAAGGAUAAGGGUGUCCUGCGUCUUUCGACUCACCCUGUAGAUCAUGGUUAUUAAUGUAGCUCAAAAAUCUGCAUCCUUCCAACAAAAACAAGUGACUUAACUGCACAGCUUUAAACAGAUUCAAGAGUAUUUAAAUCAGUUCAUAUAGGUUAUCAUGGCUUGGCUCCAAUAAAAUAUGAUUCGAAGUAGGCAAAUUCCACCUGUCCACUUAAAGUUAAAUAAAAUCCUAUUUAUAUUCCGUUUUCACACACAAAAAUAAAUAUGACAGUUUUAAAUUAUGUAACCAUCACUGCCCACAUAAGGUUAUUAUAUGCAUUCUUUACAUAGGAAUGGAUGUUACGCAGAACAUCCUUUAGUGGGCAGUACAGAGUCAUUAUUCUGACAUUCACAAAAAUAAAAAAAUAAAAAACGUUUCAACGGUUCAGGAGGACAUGAUAAUAGAUGUAUUCCAAAAUGAAGGCUGCAGUCUAGGUGGGCCACUAUGUCAGGCUGUUCCAAAGUAGAGUGGAGUUGUAUUAGGUGGAGAAAUUUGAAGUUUGCAACCAAUGUAUACUUUACCCACAGUUCUCUACUCACAUUUAACAUAGAAAAAUUAGAGAAAAAAAAUUACCCGAAACUUUAAAAAUGGAAAAAAGACUUUUUUUUAAUAUUAAUAUAUUUUAACACAAAUUAAUCAUUGUACCAAG